CUUGCUUUGAAAAAGCCAUUUUGUGUAACUCUUGACUGAAUAAUUUCCUAAUACACCUGUUGCGUGGAUCACUGACACAGUAUGCUAUUUGAGAGGUACUUUUUCUUGACCAAAUACUGGUGAUUAGAGAAGAGAGGUAUAUAUAUAUUUUCCUGAUCAUUAUGAACAUUGGCUUUUCACCCUGAAAUAAAAAUGUUGAAAACCGAGUCUUCAGGCGAACGAACCACUCUCAGAAGUGCCUCUCCUCACAGGAAUGCAUAUAGAACUGAGUUCCAGGCACUGAAAAGUACCUUUGACAAACCCAAGUCAGAUGGGGAACAAAAAACAAAAGAAGGUGAGGGCUCCCAGCAGAGCAGGGGGAGGAAAUAUGGCUCCAAUGUCAACAGAAUUAAAAACCUAUUUAUGCAGAUGGGUAUGGAACCCAAUGAGAAUGCUGCAGUCGUUGCCAAAACAAGGGGCAAAGGUGGACCUUCAUCCCCUCAGAGAAGAAUGAGGCCCAAAGAAUUUCUGGAGAAAACAGAUGGCUCAGUUGUUAAGUUGGAGUCCUCUGUUUCAGAGCGAAUUAGUAGAUUUGACACAAUGCACGAUGGCCCUUCGUAUUCUAAGUUCACAGAAACUCGCAAGUUGUUUGAGAGAAGUGUGCUUGAAUCGGGGCAAAACAACCGUUAUUCCCCAAAGAAAGAGAAAGCUGGAGGGAGUGAACCUCAGGAUGAAUGGGGUGGUUCGAAGUCCAACAGAGGCAGUACUGAUUCCUUGGACAGCCUUAGCUCCCGGACCGAGGCUGUCUCCCCAACUGUGAGUCAACUGAGUGCAGUAUUUGAGAACACGGAUUCCCCCAGUUCCAUCAUUUCUGAGAAGGCUGAAAAUGAAUACUCGGUGACGGGACAUUAUCCCCUGAAUUUGCCAGCUGUGACAGUUACAAAUCUUGACACCUUUAGUCGUCUUAAGGAUUCUGAUUCUUGCACUCCUCCAAGCAAACACGGUGAUGAUGCAGAGGAUGCUCAGAAGAGCAACACAUCCCCUGUACCACAAGUGGCUUCGAAAAGUACCUCUCUAGCUUUGAUACCCAGUGAAGAGGCAGAGCAGAGCAAGGAAGCCGAGGGCUCCACAUCUAACCAAGAGACUCCCGACAGAGUUGACAGAGACGUUCCCGGAGAACCUUGUGCUGAGAAGAAGGCAAUGCCAGAGUCUGACAUCCUCUCCCCCCAGAGUGAGCCUUUAGGAGGUGCCAAAGCGAAUUUGGUUGGGAAUGAGGCAGCAAUGCCACAGAAGAAAGAGCUUGCAGGUGGUGAUUUUAUCUCUGCUGAUGCUUCUGGAUCCGGCUGUGGGAAGGAAGUACCUGAGGAUUCAAGUAAUAUUGAGAGUCCCCAUGUUUACAUGCACAGUGACUAUAACGUAUAUAGGGUAAGAUCCAGGUAUAAUUCCGACUGGCGAGAGACAGGCACUGAACAGGAUGAGCAGGAGGAUAGUGAUGAAAACAAUUACUAUCAACCUGACAUGGAAUACUCGGAAAUCGUUGGACUGCCAGAAGAAGAAGAAAUCCCCACAAAUAGGAAAAUUAAGUUUAGUAGUGCUCCGAUUAAGGUUUUCAGCACAUACUCCAAUGAAGACUAUGACAGGAGAAAUGAUGAAGUUGACCCUGUGGCUGCUUCAGCUGAGUACGAACUUGAAAAGCGUGUAGAAAAGUUGGAACUUUUCCCAGUGGAACUGGAGAAAGAUGAAGAUGGACUUGGCAUAAGUAUUAUUGGAAUGGGUGUUGGAGCAGAUGCUGGACUUGAAAAGCUGGGAAUAUUUGUCAAGACAGUAACAGAAGGCGGUGCUGCUCAGCGGGAUGGCAGAAUACAAGUCAAUGACCAGAUUGUAGAAGUGGAUGGAAUCAGCUUGGUGGGAGUCACACAGAAUUUUGCUGCAACAGUUCUCAGAAACACCAAGGGCAAUGUCAGAUUUGUUAUUGGGCGAGAAAAACCAGGACAAGUGAGUGAGGUUGCGCAGUUGAUAAGCCAGACGCUGGAACAAGAAAGGCGCCAGAGAGAGAUGCUUGAGCAGCACUACGCCCAGUAUGAUGCCGACGACGAUGAGACAGGAGAAUAUGCCACCGAUGAAGAGGAGGAUGAGGAAGGACCCACCAUUCCCGGCAGUGACAUGGCCAUUGAAGUCUUCGAGCUGCCCGAGAAUGAAGACAUGUUUUCCCCGUCAGACCUGGACACAACCAAGCUCAGUCACAAAUUCAAAGAGUUGCAAAUCAAACAUGCAGUUACAGAAGCAGAGAUUCAAAAAUUGAAGACCAAGCUGCAGGCAGCAGAAAAUGAGAAAGUGAGGUGGGAACUAGAAAAAACUCAACUCCAACAGAAUAUAGAAGAGAAUAAAGAAAGAAUGUUGAAGUUGGAGAGCUACUGGAUCGAGGCUCAAACACUAUGCCACACAGUAAACGAACACCUCAAAGAGACUCAAAGCCAGUAUCAGGCCUUGGAAAAGAAAUACAACAAGGCAAAGAAAUUGAUCAAGGAUUUUCAACAAAAAGAACUUGAUUUCAUCAAGAGACAGGAAGCAGAAAGAAAGAAAAUAGAAGAUUUGGAAAAGGCUCAUGUUGUGGAAGUUCAAGGCCUGCAAGUGCGGAUUAGAGAUCUGGAGGUUGAGGUGUUCAGGCUGCUGAAGCAAAAUGGGACUCAAGUGAACAACAACAACAACAUCUUUGAGAGGAGAACGUCUCUUGGAGAAGUCUCUAAGGGGGACAGCAUGGAGAACGUGGACGUGCAGCAGAUGUCUUGUCCAGACAGCCUGAGUCAAGAUUUGAAUGAAGCAGUCCCAGAGACAGAGCGCCUGGAUUCAAAAGCCCUGAAAACCCGAGCCCAGCUGUCCGUGAAGAACCGACGCCAGAGGCCCUCUAGGACAAGGCUCUAUGAUAGUGUCAGUUCAACAGACGGGGAGGACAGUCUAGAGCGAAAGCCUUCAAACAGUUUCUGUAACCACAUGCAUAUUACCAAAUCACUUCUGCCCAAGGGUUUGCGAACUUCUUCUCCAGAAUCAGAUUCUGGUGCUCCAUCCCUCACUUCCGAGGCUGUCAGUGUGCCCUUCUCCAAGUCUGACCAGAUAACUGAAUCUCAAGGACCCCUGCACCCAGAAAGGGAGCCUUCCUCCUCUACUUGGGGAGACACUUCGCUCUCCUCUCCUUCAAAAUCUGAUCAUGAAAUGGAAGAAUCUCCUUGCCAUCAUCAAGCCACCAGCAAGAAAAUAUCUCAAGAAAAAGACGGUGCCAACGGUCCCAAAUCACUAAGGGCGUCCAGUUCAUUGGUGGUGCAAGGAGGGAAAAUUAAGCGGAAGUUUGUGGAUCUGGGGGCACCGUUGCGAAGGAACUCCAACAAGGGAAAGAAAUGGAAAGAAAAAGAAAAAGAAGCCAGUAGGUUUUCUCCGAGUAGCAGGAUCUUCAGAGGCAGGCUGGACCAUUGGAAAGCGAAGCCCUCUGCCGCAGCGCCGGCCUCCCCUCGUUCACCUUGCAUGCCUUUCUCCUGGUUUCACGAAAGCCGGAAAGGAUCCUAUUCCUUCAGAAACCUGCCUUCACCUCCAAGUCCCCUCCAGCCUUCUCCUGAAACUCUAAUUUCAGAUAAAAAGGGGUCCAAGGUAGAAAACACUUGGAUUAAAAAAGCAAACAAGAAAACCCCAAAUUCUUCCUCCUCUUCAAUCUUUGGGAAGCAUUCUCAACUUGUGUGUAUGCUCUGGAUCCAAGAAACCAAUAAUUUUACCUUCAACGAUGACUUCAGUCCCAGUAGUACCAGCUCGGCAGACCUGAGCGGCCUAGGAGCGGAGCCCAGAACCCCGGGGCUCUCUCAGUCCCUAGCGCUGUCGUCAGAUGAGAGCCUGGAUAUGAUAGAUGACGAGAUCCUUGAUGACGGACAGUCUCCCAAGCACAGUCAGUGUCAGAAUCGGGCCGUUCAGGAGUGGAGUGUGCAGCAGGUUUCUCACUGGCUCAUGAGCCUAAAUCUGGAGCAGUAUGUAUCUGAAUUCAGUGCCCAAAACAUCACUGGAGAGCAACUCCUGCAGUUGGAUGGAAAUAAACUGAAGGCUCUUGGAAUAGCAUCAUCGCAGGACCGAGCAGUGGUCAAAAAAAAGCUCAAGGAAAUGAAGGUGUCUCUAGAGAAGGCUCGGAAGGCUCAAGAGAAAAUGGAAAAGCAGAGAGAAAAGCUGAGGAGGAAGGAACAAGAGCAGAUGCAGAGGAAAUCUAGAAAGACAGAAAAGAUGGCAAUAGAGGGUGCUGGGGAGCAGUAACACAUCCUCUUCCAGGCGGGUUGCUCCAAGAGAGGGCCCACUCUUCCUGCCCCGCUCUCCUCCGGGGGAAUGAAGAAGAAACUGAGGACGGGGGUAAAGUGCUGUAGGCAGAUUGGGGAACCUGGUGUUGAAUACCUGCAUUUUCUGUGAUAAUAGAAUUCCUUUCAUUUCAACCUACUCAAAUAAUCCCAAGCCACCUUUAGUUUAUUAACAAACCAAGGAGCUCAUUUGUGCGAGAUGCAAAGCAGCUAUGUUUCCCGCUUCUCUGACUUACCAACAGCUUGUGUUGUGCUGGGUGGGUGUGUGUGUCGCUUGGAAAACCAGCAUGACAGUGCCCAACGAGAGCAUGACCCACCCUGGUGUUGUUAAAUGGAGUGCCCUGGAUUUCCAGCAUGGGGUCCAGACCCUGGGUGUUGGUGUAUGUCUACAUGGCUUGAGAGCGCCCUCCUGCCAUGAGAUCUGGGCU
Messenger RNA from Eptesicus fuscus (big brown bat), 4729 nucleotides. RefSeq names its product protein phosphatase 1 regulatory subunit 9A (gene PPP1R9A). NCBI's taxonomy places the organism in Eukaryota, Metazoa, Chordata, Mammalia, Chiroptera, Vespertilionidae. Gene Ontology annotation, biological process: actin filament organization; neuron projection development; calcium-mediated signaling. The record is from RefSeq and is a predicted model, not a curated record. Gene Ontology annotation, cellular component: dendrite; postsynaptic density; cytoplasm. Gene Ontology annotation, molecular function: actin filament binding.